ACGCGAACACACCCUGUGACAUCAGUGAGCGACCAGGAGCAGAAAAAACACCCAUCUUAGCAGACGCUGGAAGCAUUUUCUCGGUCAAAAACGUUCUCCAGUCUUAUUAGGAAAAAAAAAGAAACUUGAGCAAGAAUACAAGAGAAGCUCCAAGUUGCAGAAAAAGUGGUAUUUUGUGAGGCUCUGACUGGAUCUUGUGUGAGAAUGUCCACCUCAGACGAAGCAGACGGGUUCCGGCCGCGGUACGGCUCGGUUUUGGAUGGAGUGGAGCGUCUCACUGCAGAAGAGAUGGAUGAACGGCGACAACAAAACAUGGCGUAUGAGUACCUCUGCCACCUAGAGGAGGCCAAGCGGUGGAUGGAAGCCUGUCUGGAUGAGGAGCUGCCCCCCACCACGGAGCUGGAGGAGGGGCUACGCAAUGGCGUAUACUUGGCCAAGCUGGGCCACUUCUUUGCCCCCAAUGUUGUGUCCCUCAAAAAAAUCUAUGAUCGUGAGCAGACACGUUACAAGGCUACUGGACUUCAUUUUAGACACACGGACAACGUUAUCCAGUGGUUGAACGCCAUGGCAGAAAAAGGGCUGCCAAAGAUUUUUUACCCCGAGACUACAGACAUCUAUGACAGGAAGAACAUGCCCCGCUGUAUCUACUGCAUUCAUGCUCUCAGCUUGUACCUUUUCAAACUUGGACUGGCUCCUCAGAUUCAAGACCUGUAUGGCAAGGUUGAUUUCACAGAGGAGGAAAUCAACAACAUGAAGAGUGAACUGGAGAAGUAUGGCAUUCAGAUGCCAGCUUUCAGCAAGAUUGGUGGGAUACUGGCCAACGAGUUGUCUGUGGAUGAAGCUGCUUUGCACGCUGCUGUGAUUGCCAUCAACGAUGCCAUUGACCACGGAGUUGCAGAGGGCACCUUGGCAGCCAUGCAAAACCCCAAUGCCAUGCUUGUCAACAUCGUUGGGAGCUCAGCCCAACACUACCAGGAUACACUGUUCCAAGCCAAAGCUGAGAAAGUAGCCAAUUCCAGAAAACGUAUUGGUGAAAAUGCUGAGGCUGAAAGAGAUGUUUAUGAAGAGCUUCUCACUCAAGCUGAGAUCCAGGGCAAUGUCAACAAAGUAAACUUGUCAAAUGCCCUGGGCUUAGCAGAAAAUGCCCUCCUGAGUGGUGAUGAGGACAGACUGUAUGAUGCACUUCGGACUCCAGCUCUGGGUCUACGUGACCUCCAGUCACAAAACAAGAGCUGGUAUCUCAAGCAGCUAAUGGCAGACCGUGAAACCAAAGACCAGAAUGCCCCGGGGGAACCGCUUACAAAGGAAGAGAUACAAAGUGGAGUGGACUUGGCCAAUGAGAGUGCAGCUAGCUAUCAGCGAAUGUUGCAGGCUGUUGAGCGCAUCAACGCAGCCGUCAGGGCUGGUGUGCCUGAGAACACAGUAGCAGAGUUGAUGAACCCGGAUGCCCAGCUGCCUCAGGUGUACUCCAGUGCUGCUGAGCUCUACCAGCAAGAGCUUGCCAGUCUUCAGCAGCAGAGCACAGGGGGGUCGCUAACCCACCCAGAGCUGCUGGUUGCUGUGGAGAUGCUGUCUUCAGUGGUCCUGAUCAAUGAGGCACUGAAUGUAGGUGACCGUGCAGCCGUGUGGAGACAGCUUGCGAGUUCAGUGACGGGACUGAGCAAUGUGGAGGGGGACUAUGCCCAGAGGUACAUGGAUGAGCUGAUGCGCUUGAAGAAUGCAGCCCAGGAGGACGGUAGCAAGUACCUGACCUGGAACGACAUCCAGGCCUGCAUUGAUCAAGUCAACACUGCCGUGCACGAAGAGCAUGAAAGGAUUUUAGCCAUUGGUCAGAUCAAUGAAGCGCUAGAUGAGGGGGAUGUGAAAAAGACGCUGGCUGCUCUGCAGCACCCAGCUGCCAAGCUGAUGGAUGUGGAUCCCGCGGUGGCUCAACACUACUUUGACAAGCUGGUGGAGGCCCGCCGGGAGAAGGCACAUGAGACACAGGAUUCCUCUGCUGUUUUAUGGCUGGAUGAGAUCCAGAACACCGUGCUGGCCUCCAACAAAGAUACGCAAGAUGCCCUUUUGUUCUCUCAGGCAAUUCUAGGGAUCAACCAGGCAGUGGACAGUGGCGACGCCAGCAAAACUCUGGCUGCUUUGCGUACCCCGGGUGCUGGUCUCUACGGUGUCACUUCUGAGUGUGCACAGACCUACCAGACAGACUUAGCCAAAGUCAAGAAUGGCAAAAAGGCAGAGGGUGAUAAUGGCAGUGAGUGGGUGAAACAUUGGGUCAAAGGAGGACACAACUAUUACUUCAAUGUCCAGACUGGGGUGGGUACCUGGGAGGAGCCAGCCAACUUCAUCCCAAACAACACUCAGCUGAACAAGGAUGAGAUUCAGUCGGUGGUGUCUGGUGUGACUUCUGCCUACAAUCGAGAACAACUGUGGUUAGCCAAUGAGAGCCUGAUCACAAAGCUGCAGGCCCGCUGCCAUGGAUAUUUGGUGAGGAAUGGCCUCAAGAAACGACUCAACUUCCUCAAAGAGCAGGAUCCUGCAAUUACCUGCAUUCAGGCUCACUGGAAAGGUUACCAACAGAGAAAGGCCUUCAAAGAGAGGAAGCAGUACCUGAACGACCAUGCAAAUGAGGCUGUCAAGAUACAGUCAAUGGUGAGGAUGCACCAAGCUCGCAAAAAGUACCAAGACCGACUGAAGUAUUUCAGAGAUCAUAUUGCUGAUAUUGUGAAGAUCCAAGCGUUCAUACGAGCAAACAAGGCCAGGGAUGAUUACAAGACUUUGAUCAACGCGGAUGAGCCUCCCAUGGCAGUGGUACGGAAGUUUGUCCACCUGCUGGAUCACAGUGAUCAGGACUUCCAGGAGGAGCUGGAGCUUAUGAGGCUUCGCGAAGAGGUGGUCACCAACAUCCGGUCAAACCAACAGCUGGAGAAUGAUCUGAACCUCAUGGACAUCAAAAUUGGUCUUCUGGUCAAGAACAAGAUUACUCUGCAGGAGGUUGUUUCUCAUAGCAAGAAACUGACCAAGAAGAACAAGAGUGAGCUGUCUAACCUGAUGAUGAUGAACAAGCAAAAGGGAGGACUUAAGGCUUUGAGUAAGGAGAAAAGAGACAAGCUCGAGGCCUAUCAAAACCUCUUUUAUCUGCUUCAGACAAAUCCUACGUACCUGGCCAAGCUGAUCUUCCAGAUGCCCCAGAACAAGUCCACUAAGUUCAUGGACUCUGUGAUUUUCACACUGUACAACUAUGCCUCAAACCAGCGUGAGGAGUACCUCCUGCUCAAGCUCUUCAAGACAGCACUACAGGAGGAAAUCAAAUCUAAAGUGGAUCAGAUUCAGGAAAUCGUGACUGGGAACCCCACUGUCAUCAAAAUGGUGGUGAGCUUCAACAGAGGGGCACGUGGCCAGAACGCCUUGCGGCAGAUUCUGGCCCCAGUGGUCAAGGAGAUUAUGGAUGACAAAAACCUGAACAUCAAGACGGACCCAGUAGAUAUCUACAAAAGCUGGGUGAAUCAGAUGGAAUCUCAGACUGGUGAGGCCAGUAAGCUGCCAUAUGAUGUCACCCCAGAACAAGCCAUGAGCCACGAGGAGGUCCGAAACCGACUCGAGGCUUCCAUCAAGAACAUGAGGACAGUUACAGACAAGUUCCUUUCCGCUAUCAUUGUUUCCGUUGACAACAUUCCGUACGGGAUGCGGUUUAUUGCAAAGGUGUUGAAGGACACACUCCAUGAGAAGUUCCCUGAUGCCACUGAGGACGAGCUUCUGAAGAUUGUAGGGAACCUACUAUAUUACCGGUACAUGAAUCCUGCCAUUGUGGCCCCAGAUGCAUUUGACAUCAUUGAGUUGUCAGCAGGAGGUCAGCUGACCACUGACCAACGUCGCAACCUUGGCUCCAUUGCAAAGAUGCUUCAGCAUGCAGCAUCUAACAAAAUGUUUCUGGGAGACAAUGCCCACUUGAACCCUAUCAAUGAGUACCUUAGUAGCUCCUACCAGAAAUUCAGACGUUAUCUGUUAGCAGCCUGUGAUGUGCCUUCUUUGGAAGAAAAGUUCAAUGUGGAUGAGUAUUCUGACCUGGUCAACCUCACCAAGCCUGUUAUCUACAUCUCCAUCGGGGAGAUCAUCAACACACACACGCUCUUACUGGACCACCAGGAUGCUAUUGCACCUGAUCACAAUGACCCCAUCCAUGAGCUGCUGGAGGACCUGGGAGAAGUUCCCACCAUUGAGUCCCUGAUCGGUGAAAACCCCCUUCCUGCUGGAGACCCCAACAAGGAAAUGAUGGGCAAGACUGAGGUAUCCCUCACUCUCACUAACAAGUUUGAUGUUCCUGGCGAAGAGAAUGAAGAGAUGAAUGCCAGGACUCUGUUGCUGAACACUAAACGGCUCAUCGUUGACGUGAUCCGGUUCCAGCCUGGAGAGACACUCACAGAGAUUCUGGAUACGGCUGCCAGUCCAGAGCAGGAAAUGGAGUAUCAGAGGGCCAUGCAGCGGCGAGCCAUCCGGGAUGCCAAGACUCCAGAGAAGAUGAAGCAGAGCAAACCUGUGACGGAUGAUAACCUCACCCUGCAGGGCAAGAAGGACAAAAUCAAAAGUAACCUGCAGAGACUGGGCGAGAUGGGCAAAGUUCACCCUGAAAACCGCUAUCAGGAUCUUAUCAAUGACAUUGCAAAGGAUAUCAGGAACCAGCGGCGUUAUCGGCAACGCAGAAAGGCAGAGCUGGUGAAACUGCAGCAGACCAACGCUGCUCUCAACUCCAAAACCAACUUCUACAACGUGCAGAUAGACUACUACAAUCAAUACAUCAAGACCUGCAUGGACAACCUGGCCAGCAAGGGGAAGGUGAAGCCAGGUGAGACCAAGGCCAAGAAGAGCAAGCAGGUGUCUCAGAAGUACACUGCAGCUCGCCUACAUGAGAAAGGGGUGAUCAUUGAAAUUGAGGACCUGCAGACAAAUCAGUUCAAGAAUGUUAUCUUUGAGAUCUCACCGUCAGAGGUGGUGGGAGUGUUUGAAAUAAAGGCCAAGCUCAUGGGGGUUCAUUUGGAGACGCUAAUGUUAGAAUAUCAGCAUCUUCUACAGCUGCAAUAUGAAGGUGUGGCAGUAAUGAAGCUCUUUGACCGAGCCACCGUGAAUGUCAACUUGCUUAUUUUCCUGCUCAACAAGAAAUUUUAUGGCAAAUAGAGGAAAGAGACUGAAAGAGGAAAUGCAAACAGUUUUCUACUAAGACCUGCAUACACCAUUCCUUCUUGACAAUAUUCACACAUUUUUACUUAUUUUACAUCCCUUAAAAUCUUCAAGAAAUUUUUGACAUAUGCUAUUGAACCAUCUCCUACUCCUAAUUCAGCAUACACUGUAAAUUUUAAUUGCAGAAACUUCUUAGUUAUGAAUUGUGAAAACUGUACCUGCUUGAGCCCCUCUACUUGUAGCACACGUGGUCAUUGGGCUGAAAAAGCGUCGGUGUCAGCCCCUGGCCUGUGCCCAGCAGUAGUGUUCCUGGAUGCCAAAGGCCCAAACUUAAUUUCUUUUUGCUUCCCUCAGUGGAUAAAUUUAACGGUUUGGGACAUUAUAUUGUUCUAGCAGCGUUUCCUAAUGAUUUCAUUUCUGGGGACGACUUUUGUGUCCUUUGCAUUGUUGCCCUUUUUCGUGAUUGACUACCCUGCUUUUGUGCUGUCCUUGGUCCCAUGCCUAGUUAUGGUGGAUGGCACUGUAGAGGGGGGAAUAAGGACUGCUUCAGGCACCCUUGAGCCUUAAACGUAUCAUGUUUAACUGGCUGCAUCAUUUUGUUCUUCAGUAUAUCUGAGUUAUGUAUUUGUGUAGGUUUUUUUUUUUUUUUUAAUACCAAAUGGGCCUUCAGUGAAUAAUGUGCAAAAGGGAAGAAGUCAGACUUUGAGUGAGGUCUCCCAUGUGGUGAUGACAUGGACUGGGCGGAGAGCAGGAGGCUAUUCCUGUGGGCUGUCUCCACACCCAUGUGUCCACCCAAAGGGUUCUGCCAUGAUUGGAGCCGGAAGGAGGGGAUGCCACUGAAACACAGCGCAGACAAGAGCUUGAACACAGUCACCAUCUGGAAAUAAGACCGCAACAGGACCAUUUUCAAAGCAUUGUUUCAUCGGAUUGCGUGUCACAGAAUCAGUUAUAGAGAAAAAUUCUGAAGACAAGUCUUUAAUAAUGUACUUACAAUAUCAGAUGGGGUGAAAUGUCAGAUCCCAAAUGUAAUUCUCCUCUCCAAAAAAAAAAAAAAAAAAAAGAAUCAAGGCAAUACUGCUGGAAUAAAUGCCCUAGUGCUGUAAGGAUAAUCUUAUAUAUACUUAAAAGAAUAAACACUUAUUUCUGUUUUUAAAAUACUAUCACUCAAAUUAUAGGACAACGGUGAGGUGAGGCUGUAGGAAGAGUUGUCAGUGCUUUACUAUGUGUGAUGGUGGCAGGGUACAUUAAUUUUAAAAUGACUUUGCUCCACCAGGUGUCACUCUGGGUAAAAUUUACAAGGGAAUGGAGUUCACUUAAAAGUAUUCUUAAUGAUUUUGCAAAAUAUGACCGGACAAGUGGCUGCUGACUGUAUAGCUCUAGAAGUUUAAAAAA
Scleropages formosus (Asian bonytongue) is the source of this 6561-nucleotide messenger RNA. RefSeq names its product IQ motif containing GTPase activating protein 1 (gene iqgap1). The transcript is spliced from 37 exons. Gene Ontology annotation, biological process: fibroblast migration; regulation of GTPase activity; mitotic actomyosin contractile ring assembly actin filament organization. The record is from RefSeq and is a predicted model, not a curated record. Bases 205 to 5166 code for a protein of 1653 amino acids. Gene Ontology annotation, cellular component: cell cortex; nucleus. Gene Ontology annotation, molecular function: calmodulin binding; GTPase activator activity; actin filament binding. NCBI's taxonomy places the organism in Eukaryota, Metazoa, Chordata, Actinopteri, Osteoglossiformes, Osteoglossidae.